GUGCAUGAUCACUAGAUCUCGACGGAGCAACCGCAACGAAGAGCUUUUGAUCCUGUCCAACGCAGAACUUGCAAGAGCAGAACGAGCAAACAGACAACGAAGGCCGAAUCCAGCCGACAUGGGCGAUAACGGCAACCCGAACAUGGCUGCUCAGUUGCAGCAGCUUCAGCAGCAGAUCGAGCAGAUGCGGAAGGCUCAACAAGAUCGAGAACCGCAACCUCGUCCUGCUAUUGGAGACAAGGACAAUCCGCACACCUUCUAUCAAAACCGGUCUGCGAUUGUCCCUCCAAACGUGCAGAGGCAAGACUUCGAGAUCAAGCCAGGCAUGAUCGCUCUAGUCAAGGAUCACAUCUUCCAUGGACUUCCUGCUGAGAUUCCUGCGGACCAUAUCCAGAACUUUGAGGAGAUAUGCAGCACGACUGGUUCGAAUGGAGUACCGGCUGACUUUCUGAAGUGCAAGCUAUUCCCAGCAGCUUUCCUGGACCACUUCUACACGAAGUCCAAGAAUGCAGCUCUAAGGACGAAGAUCGCAUCUUUCCAGCAGUAUGAUGGAGAAGCUUUCUGCGAAGCAUGGGAGAGAUACAAGGAGUGCCGAAGAGAGUGCCCUCAUCACGGAUACUCUGACGAGCAGAUCCUGAGCAUCUUCUAUGAUGGAGUCAACUGGGACUACAGGAACGCUUUGAACGCAGCCAGCAAUGGCGAUUUCAUGACGAAGUCCAAGGAGGGUGCAUUCGAGCUGAUCGAGAAUCUUGCAGCGAGCUCGAGCAACAAGAACGCUGAGUAUGACAGAACAGUGAGCACUGUAUCUGUCAAAGGAAGCAGUGCUGAUGCGAAGAAGAUUGAGGAGCUCACAGCUAAGAUGGAGGUCAACUAUGUGAAUGGGCAACCUUUUGUGCCUAACCGUGGUUUCAACUCGAACUACAGAAACCAUCCGAACAUGUCCUACAGGAGCACCAACGUGAGAACCCUCAGGAUCAGGUCUAUCCGCCUCGAUCGAACCAGAACCAGCAGAGUUAUCAGAAGAGCUAUCCUAACAGCUUCCAGGAGAAGACCUUGCCCCAAACCAGAAUCGUUCUCAAGGGGUAACCAACAGAAGGCGCAGUUCAGCAAUCAGCAACAACCUUCAGGUUCAUCGAACAACUCGAACGAUGAGCUUAAGGUAUGA
Messenger RNA from Microthlaspi erraticum, 1165 nucleotides. The record is from the annotation of a GenBank genome assembly. Lineage: Eukaryota; Viridiplantae; Streptophyta; Magnoliopsida; Brassicales; Brassicaceae.